GAGGCUCCGCAGAGCAUCAUUACAAGAUGGUGUUUCAGAUGAUAUUUCGCCUUUGCUUGCUCAUUAUUGCCACUGUCAAUGCAGCACCACUGCUUGCACCAGCAAUUCAGGCAGACUACGAUGCUAUAGUCAUCGGCGGUGGUCCAGCUGGCCUGGCAGCAACAAGCGGCUUGGCAAGAGUACGACGAAAUGUCUUGAUGAUCGACUCAGGCGAAUACCGAAACGACCCAACUCGACACGCUCAUGACAUUAUCGGCUUCGAUGGCGUGACUCCAGCAUGGCUCCGCUUCGCUGCCAGACAGCAGAUUGGAGAUUAUGGCACUGUCUCACUUGUUAAUGGAACGGUGACUGCAGUCCAACCACAGAACAACAACACUUUCUUCAAAGUUCUGGUCGACUAUCCUGGAGACAAGUCUGCAUCCUUGACGGCUCGCAAGGUCGUUAUCGGAACAGGGAUGAAAGACAUUCUGCCCUCCACUCCAGGGAUUGCGGAAUGCUGGGGCAAGGGCAUAUAUUGGUGUCCUUGGUGUGAUGGACACGAACACGCUGAUCAAGCGCUCGGUAUUCUCGCUCGUCUCGACAGUGCAGUCACCAGCGUCCGCGAGAUUCUGACCUUGAACACCGACAUUAUCCUCUUCGUCAAUGGAACGGACACGCCAGAGAACCGAAACAUCACAGAGACCAAGUUUCCAGGUUGGGAGACCUAUUUGAAGCUGCAGAACGUCAAGAUCGAGAACCGAACGCUGGCAUCGAUCACGCGUCUGAAAGAUGGAGCAUCGCCUUUCGCGGACCCGAGCCUGCCAACUCACCCCGAGCAUGAUCUGUUCCAGGUUAAGUUCGCUGAUGGUGGCACCACUUUGCGAAAUGCAUUCUUCGCAGACUUCCCAUCUGAACAGAAGUCGAAAGUCGGACAGAAUGCCGGCGUCCAGCUCUAUGGCGAAAAGCUCGCAGCAGAUAACGCCAAAGGACUGGCGACGAAUGUGCCGGGCAUCUUCGCGAUUGGAGAUGCAAACUCAGACAACGUGACCAAUGUGCCGCAUGCCUUCUUCACCGGCAAGCGCACAGCUGUCUUCCUUCAUGUGCAGAUUGAGCGUGAGAACUCGGUGGCGCAGAUAGCAGCAGCUGGGAAGAACAAUCUUGUAGAGCGUGAUGAGAUGAGGUCACUCUGGGCGAGAAUGAAUGAGCCUAGCGAUGUCACGUAUGCUGGCGAGUUCGUUGGAGAAGAAAUGUUGUAAUGGAUGUAAUGGUAAUGCACGAGAUAGCAGCCAUAGAAGGCAUGAAUGCCAAGAAACGUCAGCCGCCGCGGGAGGCUGGAGCUUCGA
Pseudocercospora fijiensis CIRAD86 is the source of this 1322-nucleotide messenger RNA. RefSeq lists its product as uncharacterized. Gene Ontology annotation, molecular function: oxidoreductase activity. The transcript has 2 exons. Lineage: Eukaryota; Fungi; Ascomycota; Dothideomycetes; Mycosphaerellales; Mycosphaerellaceae. The record is from RefSeq and is a predicted model, not a curated record. The coding region runs from base 27 to 1235 and encodes 402 amino acids.